AUGUUGAUUCUUGAAAAGCUUGCUAGCUUUGAUCUGGAGAACUGUAUAGAAAUCAGCAGAGGAAGUGGUCUCAUCUCAAAGAUUGUAGAGUUCACAAGCAACAGAACUGACAUGACAAGUAUUGAUGAGACACACCAAACGUUGAAACGUUCAUCAUUGAAGCUGCUAACAAGACUUGCAAGUACUAAAAUGAAACUUGGUGUAACUUUGCGUCAGAAGAUGAUAGCACAUCCCUUCCUUUUGAGCAACCUUGCAGAAAUAUUGGAUAACAUUGGGAGCAGCCAAGAACUUAAGGAGCUCACAGCAGAACUCGUUAGAAACCUCGCUAUGGAGGGAAAUGUGAAGGAGAUCGGACACAUCCCAAUGAUCAUUAGCAGGCUGAUGGAUGCAUUUCUCAGUGAAAGUGCACGCUCAAGUACAGAUUCGGAUCAGUUGCUACGAAUGAUCGCUGGGCAAGCACUAGCACUACUGGCAAUGGAGAGUGUCAAUAACUGUUUGCUUAUGUUAGCAGAACCAGGGUAUGUGUUCAUAAAGGAACUCACAGUUAUGAUCCAUGGUGAUAAGUACAGGUACAUAGCAUCAAGCCUGUUGCGGAGUAUGUUUGCGCAUGCUCGGCCAGAGCUUGGCAACUCGGACCUGGACGAAGUCUCCUACAUUUUGCGAGAGGUACUAGAAGGAAUAAUGAAUGCGGAAGGGAGAGAACUAGAGGUCCUUGUUGGCCUUAGUUCACAAAUAUGUAAUGUCAUUCCAGAAGACUUUGUGCGAGGGCUAGAGCAUAAUCAGAUAAAGGACAGUUUUAUAAAGAGGCUUGUGAGUGCACUUAACUCAAAUAUGGUACCCAGUGCUCAUUGUCUAGGAAUCAGGAGGGUCGUAGUUCAACAUGCCAUAUACAUGAUGGAAUGCAAUCCAGUCUACGUUAACUGUUUCAACGAAUGCCAGAUGAUGGAAGCACUGGUAAGGGUAGAGCGUACACCUUCAAGGGCUGAAAACUACAGAUUCUUCUUGGGUGAUGCAGGAAUCAUGGAGCACAACAUACCUCUAUCCGUGCUUGUGGCUAGAGCAAAAGAAUUGAUGGGCCAUGAGUAG
This is a messenger RNA of Triticum aestivum (bread wheat), 1086 nucleotides long. RefSeq lists its product as uncharacterized. NCBI's taxonomy places the organism in Eukaryota, Viridiplantae, Streptophyta, Magnoliopsida, Poales, Poaceae. The coding region runs from base 1 to 1086 and encodes 361 amino acids. The record is from RefSeq and is a predicted model, not a curated record. The transcript is spliced from 2 exons.